CAAAAACAUAGCGUAAAUGUCAAAAUUGAUUUACACAAAUAAAAAAAAAUAAAAUUUCAACAAACCCUUUUGCCUACUCUGCAUCAGAAAUAAAUUCACAAAAAGCACACUAAAAUUCCUGAUAGAAUUAAGUGAUUAUUCAGAAAUGGAAAAUAGUGGAGUUUUUUAAUCUCAAAAAACCAAAAUGCCCAAAAACAAACUUAAACUUACUUUACCCCCUGGUUCCCUUGAACAAAGCUCUACCACACCAACCAAUGGAUUCAAUGAUAUGCAGAGGCAUGACUUUAAAGGCUCCACUAUUGACCACUUAACUGCAAGACUGGAAGAAUUGGAUAUGGAUGAUAACCAAAUAAAGAAAAUAGAAAUUUUUCUCGAUCAGAAGGAAAAGAUUGGAGUCAAUCUAACUGAUGACGAUUUCGAAAACUUGGGUGAACUUGGUUCGGGUAAUGGAGGAGUUGUAAUCAAAGUUAGACACAAGACUAGCGGACUGAUAAUGGCAAGGAAACUGAUACAUUUAGAAGUAAAACCCGCUGUUAAAAAACAGAUAAUUCGUGAAUUGAAGGUGUUGCACGAAUGUAACUUCGCACAUAUCGUUGGAUUUUAUGGUGCUUUCUAUAUCGAUGGCGAAAUAAGCAUCUGCAUGGAAUACAUGGAUGCUGGAAGUCUAGAUUUGAUAUUGAAAAAGGCUGGAAGGAUUCCUGAAAAUAUUUUAGGCAAAAUAACAUGUGCCGUUCUGAAAGGUUUGAGCUACUUGAGGGAUAAACAUUCGAUUAUACAUAGAGAUGUUAAACCUAGUAAUAUUCUAGUCAACAGUAGUGGAGAGAUUAAAAUCUGUGAUUUUGGGGUUUCUGGGCAACUCAUAGACUCCAUGGCUGAAUCUUUUGUAGGGACGAGAAGUUACAUGUCUCCUGAGAGAUUGCAAGGAACUCAUUACUCUGUCCAGAGUGACAUAUGGUCCUUGGGUCUAUCCUUGGUGGAGAUGGCCAUUGGCAUGUAUCCGAUACCUCCUCCGGAUGCUAAAACCUUGGCCGCCAUCUUUGGAUCCCACCGAGAUCCUAACGCUGAACCCAUCUGCCCCAGACCGAUGGCCAUCUUUGAACUGCUCGACUACAUAGUUAACGAACAGCCCCCAAAGCUCCCUGCGGGCAUAUUCACAAACGAUUUCAAGGAUUUCGUUGAUAAAUGCCUCAGGAAGAACCCUGACGAAAGGGCGGAUCUGAGGAGUCUUCAGAAUCACAGUUGGAUAAAAAGAUCGGAGUCCGAGGACGUGGAUAUAGCGGGUUGGGUGUGUAAGACGAUGGGCAUAACUCCUCCCCAUCAAGAUGAUUCGAACGAUAAUAGGUAAAGUGCUUAUGUUGAUGUAAGUUUAGGAGUUUUCAAGGUGAUAUUCACGAUAUUGAUAGGCAGGUAUGAAACGAUAGCUUCUUUGAUGUUUGGGAUGAUUUAUUGCAAACAAUAAGCAUUUCCGACAUUAUUAGUCAUGAAUUUUUUCAACUGAUAACAUAUUUCCAAAAUCAGUUUUAGCAUGUAUCAAAAUGGACUCUCCUCCAAUCUUGUCUGGAAAAAUUUGGAGAAGGUAUAUUGAUUAGGUCACUCCAACGGUUUUUAUGAAAGCAGGAAUGACUUGAUUGAACUGUUUGCAACGAUUUGAAUUGAUGAUAAUGAAAUUAAAUAUCAAAUUUGAAGGAAAAUCUCCCAAAAAUUAUCUUGUUCUGUGAUCAUGUGUCAUCGAAAUGUCAGACAGUGACAGUUGGAGAAACUUCUGCUAGAUUUCUGUGAACCAAUGAGAGAUGAACAAAAAAUUCGAAUCGAAAUCAGGGGAAUGAGUAUAAAACUUAAUGUUUAGGCUUUGUUGUCAGUUGUUGUAUGUAUAACGUUUGCAGUGGAUAUUGAAUUGAUCUGAUUUGGGAUACAUCAUUACGUUAUCUACUAAGAAUGUCAUUUUUGAAAGUUUCAGGAAGUUAAAUAUAGAUUGAUUAUCUGGAAAAUAUAAGUGUUUCAUUAUAUAAGCAGUUGUAUUACUCUCUCUGUAUCAUGAUAUUUAUUUGUGAUAAAUAUAACUGUCGAUAUGUU
Coccinella septempunctata (seven-spotted ladybird) is the source of this 2073-nucleotide messenger RNA. RefSeq names its product dual specificity mitogen-activated protein kinase kinase dSOR1-like. The record is from RefSeq and is a predicted model, not a curated record. Gene Ontology annotation, molecular function: protein binding; protein kinase activity; ATP binding. The transcript is spliced from 3 exons. Bases 185 to 1345 code for a protein of 386 amino acids. Gene Ontology annotation, biological process: protein phosphorylation. Lineage: Eukaryota; Metazoa; Arthropoda; Insecta; Coleoptera; Coccinellidae.